AUGAUUGCGUAUAUUGAAGAAAGGGCGCUUCUUGGAGCUACGAUAUCUGGAUUUCGAAAAGGGCAUUCGACAACAACUGUGUUGCUGGGUAUUCGAGACGCGUUGAUUCGAGCAUCAAAGAAAGGAGAGGUAACUCUAAUGGUUUAUGCAGACUAUAGCAAAGCGUUUGAUACUGUACAGUUCAGGUCUGUUCUGACUAAAAUGCAUGGAUUGGGUUUUCAAAAUCAUUUCUGCACUGGAUGAUUAACUAUCUUACAAAUAGACAACAGUUGGUACAAAUCAACGAUAGUAAAUCUAGUCUUACCGUGGAAUUUGGCGUACCACAAGGCUCAGUUCUUGAACCGGCGAUUUUCAAUCUAUACGUCGUUGAUUUACAGGAAAAGCUUCAACUACCUUGCUAUCAAUAUGCGGACGAUGCUAUAGUGCGAUUGGUCGAUUAUUCUCAAUGCUCUAAUUUGGCACUGAAUUCCUCCAAAACUGACUGGAUGCUAGUUCCCACACCUCAGAUGGCACGUGCUCAUGAUCUGGGUGACCGUACGUUUAGUAUUAAAUCUGGGGACAAAUUCCUUGAACGAAUAAAAUGUAAAAAUCUUCUAGGAAUUUAUUUGAACGAGCAUCUUUCAUGGUCUUCACAUAUCGACUAUUUGCUAACUUCUUGUUAUGGAAUACUAGCAGUGUUGAGAAAGAUGAAGAAUUUGACGCUUUCCAUGUGA
This is a messenger RNA of Paramuricea clavata, 713 nucleotides long. The record is from the annotation of a GenBank genome assembly. Lineage: Eukaryota; Metazoa; Cnidaria; Anthozoa; Malacalcyonacea; Plexauridae.